GUGUGGGCAUAGGGUUCCCAAAAGCCUGACAGGUGCUGGUGGGUGUUGGGAGAUCUCCUGACCUCCCAUUUCACACGGUUUGUGUGUUGUGCCGCUGUGCCCUGGUCUGUUUUGCUGAAGGUGGGUGAGUAGGCAUGGAAAUACCUGUGGAAGCCACAGCCAGGUGGUGGCACAGCGGGAACAUUUAGUGUCCAACAGGAGCUCUUCAAAGGCCUGUGUGACACAGUGGUGGUGUGGGCAUGGGGUUCCCAAAAGCCUGACAGGUGCUGGUGGGUGUUGGGAGAUCUCCUGACCUUCAGCCCUCCUUCCCAGGAGACUCGAAGGUCCCUGGGGGUGAGGAAGCAAACAGCAGUGUGCUGAACAAGGAGGUGGAUUCAGCCCUGGGGCACAGCUGGGUCAUGGUGACAUUGAUGAAAGGGUGUCUUGCGUAGCUCUGGCGUGGGGUGCUGAGGUUAAAUGGGGUUGGGGGGCUCAGAGAGCAUGGGACUUUUCCCUGAGGAAAAUACUUCCCUUCAGGCAUGGAGGUGUGGGGGUUGUUGUCCCAGUCAGCUUGCAAGCAGAUGCGGGACACUGGGGUUGUGUUCUGGGGGCAGGUGCAGCAGUCUUGAAAUUGUGGUGAUGGGCACUGGGCAUGGACCACCCUCUCCAUGACCACGUUGAGUUAGGUGAGCACAGCCACCUGCCAAGGCCAGGCCUUCAAAGGCCACUGCCUGGAGCAACCCGGACUACUGGAAGGUGUCCCUGCCCAUGGCAGGGACUUUGAACAAGCUGAUCUUUAUGGUCUCUUCCAACCCACACUAUUCUGGGAUUCUAUGAGUCUCCCUGCUGGGGUAGAGGUGAGGACCCACCUUGGUGCAGGCUGGGGACCCUAGUUGGAGCUGUGGCACUGUGUACAGCGGAAGUGUGAUGGCCACCACUCCACUUCAGGGUUAACAGUGAGGGAGAUGCUGACCUAGCUUUGUACUCUGGUCUGCCCUGGGCUCACUCUGGAGAUGCUCCCACGUGAGUGCCAGAGCCAGCUUCUCUGGGGAUCCAAGGUCAGGGAGCUUUGCUGUUAGCCAGGGUGAGGACUCAGGUGGGAGAGGGAGGGACACAUCCCCAGGCCCUCACCUUGUGGUGUCACACGGGGUGUGGGACAACUCCUGGAUCACCUCCACACUGUGCUGGGCCACCAGCUUGGCCACGGUGACACUGCAGCAGCAAGUGGAGGGUUUAGUGUCCCCAUCAGAGGUCCCAGCAUUGUCCCCUAGACAGGGGAGUGAUGGGGAAGUCUCCAGUUCUAAGAACAGCCUGUCAGGGAACUGGAUGGGCAUGCAGGCCCUGGAGCCUUGCAGACCCCUGGGGGAUGGAACCAGGACUCACCUGGAGCUCAUCUCUCACAGGGUGUUGAGGAGGAACGGCCAGGCUUUGUGGGGGUCAAGGAUGAUGAAGAGAUGAAGGCAGUGUCAGUUAUUGGCCACCACCAGCAGCACCAGGGGAACGAGAGCUGGGAAAAGAGAGAUACAAGGGGCAUUUUGAGGUGAAAAAAUGACUUGAUUGGUAAAAGUAACUCGUAAAAUAAGCGUGAGUGGCAAACAUGGAGCUGGCUGUAUUUAGCCAGGAAGCCAGGGAGGGAAAAUAGGUCUGAGUGCUGGUGAGGGCUGGGCACUCUGACACCCAGGCAGUGACGGCAUGUGGCGGAUGUGGGAGGAGGCCCUUGGGAGGGCUUGGCUUCCCCUCCCUGCAGUCACUGCCCUUUAACCCGGCCUGUGCUUUCACAUUCCCAGCAGAGGCUGGAGCUGCUGGCAGCUGGGGGCACCUGGGUGUUCAGGGAGCUCCUCCACUCUGUCCCUGGGGAGGCAGGUAAUCCCAGAAGAUCUUUCUUUGCCAAACCUAGGGGCUGAUGCAUCCCCUUCCCUGCUCCGGUGCCGGACUCCUGCAUUCCAGGAUCCUUUUCCCACUGAUGGGAAUGAGGGUUUCUCCUCCCCAUUCUCUCUCGGCCUCCCUUGCUGCAGGUGUGUAUCUCCAGUGGAGAGAGCCAGUAACAGGAGAGGUGUCCUGCUGGCAAUCGGUGGCUGAGCAGCGUGCUGCCCGUUAUGGCUAGUUGGUUUAGGCGGCUCCUGCACAAGCCCAAGCCCAGCUCAGUGGAAAGCCUCAAGUCCAGCCACUCUGCUUCGUCCUCGCCUUCUUCCUCCUCCUCAUCCUCUGCCAAGAGCUCCAGCUCUUCUGGCACGAGCUUGGCCACCAGCUCCAUGUCCCUGUCACCUGUGUCAGCACCGGACAUCAGCGCCUCAGACAGUCCCCGGUGGGACAAGAGCUAUGAUGUCUGCAUCUGCCACAGCGAGGGGGACGUGGAGCUGGUGGAGGAGCUGGUGUCCUACCUGGAGGGCCAGCCUGAGAGCUUCCGUUGCUUCCUCCAGCUGCGGGAUGCGGUGGCGGGAAGCGCGGUGGUGACAGAGCUGUGUGACGCCGUGCAGAACAGCCACUGCUGGGUGAUGCUGAUAACCCCAGGCUUCCUGCAGGACCCCUGGUGCAGGUACCAGAUGCACCAGGCCUUGGCUGAGGCUCCCAUGGCCAAUGGACGCACCAUCCCGGUACUGAAGGACGUGGAUCGCAAGGAUUAUCCCAGGGAGCUGCGGAACAUCUACUACAUCUACAUGGCGCUGAAGGAGAAAAGCUUCAGGCAGAUCAGAGACACUGUCAUGCGCUACCUCCAGGCACUGUGCCAGAGCUCCACAAAAAGGAUGGAGUAGUGCUGGGAGCAGGCAGGUGCAUCCCCAUGGACAUCACGGAGCUGUCGCAGCUGGAUCUGGAUGUUGGCGUGUUCCAUUGGACCUUGGAGCAGACGUGGGAGCCAAGGAUGGGGAGUUCCCCACAUCCGUAAGGGACAGCAGACUGGAGCCCACCACAUCCCGGUGGCCAAAAUCUCCUCAGCGAGGACAGCGACAUCCAUCACACAAACACUAAGCUCUGACAUCGGGUGGUUCUCGGGAUCACGAGAGCUCUUUACUGCGUUGGCAUUCUCUGUCCUGAGGGCUCCAGGACCCCUAACUAAGCUGACAAGGCGCCUGCUGGGCUGUGGGCAGGACAAGAUGAGGCAGGCAGUGACUUUGCACGGUAUCGUUGCGACUACGAAAAUGCAGAAGUUUUAACA
This is a messenger RNA of Hirundo rustica (Barn swallow), 3133 nucleotides long. It is a transcript of the gene TIRAP, whose product is annotated as TIR domain containing adaptor protein. The transcript is spliced from 6 exons. The record is from RefSeq and is a predicted model, not a curated record. Bases 2076 to 2732 code for a protein of 218 amino acids. Gene Ontology annotation, biological process: signal transduction. Lineage: Eukaryota; Metazoa; Chordata; Aves; Passeriformes; Hirundinidae.